Messenger RNA from Ochotona curzoniae (black-lipped pika), 243 nucleotides. RefSeq names its product FXYD domain containing ion transport regulator 7 (gene FXYD7). The transcript has 6 exons. Gene Ontology annotation, cellular component: membrane. Bases 1 to 243 code for a protein of 80 amino acids. Gene Ontology annotation, biological process: regulation of sodium ion transmembrane transporter activity. Gene Ontology annotation, molecular function: sodium channel regulator activity. The record is from RefSeq and is a predicted model, not a curated record. Lineage: Eukaryota; Metazoa; Chordata; Mammalia; Lagomorpha; Ochotonidae.
AUGGCAACCCCGACUCAGACCCCCACCAACGUUCCCGAGGAACCUGACCCAUUUUAUUAUGAUUAUGCCACGGUGCAGACAGUGGGCAUGACCCUGGCCACCAUCAUGUUCCUGGUGGGCAUCAUCAUCAUCCUCAGCAAGAAGGUGAAGUGCAGGAAGGCAGAUUCCAGGUCUGAGAGCCCAACCUGCAAAUCUUGUAAGUCGGAGCUGCCCUCUUCAGCCCCUGGCGGCGGCGGCGUUUAA